AGACACCUCACUUUUUCUCUCAAUCAUCAUCAUCUUCAUCUUCAACGCUUCUCCAAUCUAAAUAAUACUAGUACUAGUAUUUGUUACUUGCACAAUACUUACUACUAUUUUCUCUCCUUCCAUUUUCUCACUCCCAACUAUUCAGGGAAGUUUGUUACUCGGUUGUUGCACAAUAUUAUUUUUUUCAUAUUUUUUUUUCCUGGUUGUGUCUUAUUAGGAAAAAAAAAUAGAUUUUUUUAUUUGUAUAAAAAAGAUUCUAGGGCUUGACCAAUUGAUUUAAAAGUCCUUGGGUUUUGCUGCUUCAAGAUUUCAGCUGUUUCUCUGAGACUGUGAAUCUCUGCUGAAGACGAUUUGCGCCAUAUUACGCUUGUGCAAUGAGCUGAAGUUCAUCCAUCAAAUCCACUUUCAAGAAGUAUGUUUUUGUACCGAUUUCUUUAUCUGACGGGGCUUGGUUAGCUUUUUCGCCACUUCCAAAGAUAUCAAGAUCUUUAGCUGCUAAAAUCUGUUGGCUUGGAAGGUUUAUUUGCAGACAUGCCUUCUCUUCAGCUUCUUCAGUUGACUGAACAUGGGCGAGGCCUUCUGGCUUCUAAAAGGAAAGCGCUGCUGCUUACAACAGGUAUAAUUGUUGCUGGUGGAACAGCUGCUGCAUACAUGCGGUCAGGGAGAACCUAUAGGGGGCAUGAUUCUACGCAGUGCAAUGGAAUGAAUGAUGAUAUAAUAGAGCCAAAUAAGCAGAUCGCAAAGGGUAAUAAUGUGAAGAAAAGCAGGCAAAAGAAAGGAGGUUUGAAGUCCGUCAAAGUUUUAGCAGCCAUUCUGCUAUCUCGAAUGGGCAAAAUGGGUACAAGAGAUCUGUUGGCUCUGGUAGCCACAGUGGUGUUACGAACUGCUGUAAGCAACAGAUUGGCAAAAGUGCAGGGGUUUCUUUUUCGUGCUGCCUUCCUCCGGCGUGUGCCAAUGUUCUUCCGCCUCAUACUUGAAAAUAUUGUGUUGUGUUUCCUCCAGUCAGCCCUGCAUUCGACCUCUAAAUAUAUAACGGGGACCUUGAGUUUACGCUUCCGGAAUAUCUUAACAAGGCUUAUUCAUGCACAAUAUUUUCAGGAUAUGGUGUACUAUAAACUGUCCCAUGUUGACGGCCAAAUAACACAUCCAGAACAGAGAAUUGCAAGUGACGUACCCAGGUUCUCUUCAGAGCUGAGUGAUCUUGUACAAGAGGAUCUUGUAGCUGUCGCUGAUGGGCUUCUAUAUACUUGGCGCCUGUGUUCGUAUGCAAGUCCGAAGUAUCUUUUCUGGAUUUUGGCGUAUGUUCUAGGGGCAGGGGUUACGAUUAGAAACUUCUCACCUCCAUUUGGGAGACUAAUGUCAAAAGAACAGCAACUGGAAGGGGAAUACAGACAGCUUCACUCACGAUUAAGGACCCAUGCAGAAAGCAUAGCAUUUUAUGGUGGUGAAACCCGAGAAGAUUUCCACAUUCAGCAGAAGUUUAAGACUCUAGUUCGGCAUAUGAAGGCCGUUCUUCAUGAGCACUGGUGGUUUGGGAUGAUUCAGGAUUUCUUGCACAAGUAUCUUGGUGCUACAGUUGCUGUUGUCCUGAUUAUUGAGCCCUUCUUCUCUGGCAAUUUGAGACCUGACGCAUCCACAUUGGGACGAGCGGAGAUGUUGAGUAACUUGAGAUAUCACACAAGUGUCAUAGUAUCCUUAUUCCAGGCGCUGGGAACCCUUGCGAUAAGUUCAAGACGACUCAAUCGUCUAAGUGGGUAUGCAGAUCGUAUUCAUGAGCUCAUGGUUGUUUCUAGAGAUUUAGGUGGACGUAAUGCCUCUUCCAUACAAUUUAACGGGAGCAAUUAUGUCACUGAGGCAAAUUACAUUGAGUUCGAUGGGGUUAAGGUUGUUACUCCAACUGGUAAUGUGUUGGUAGAGGACUUGAGCCUAAGGGUUGAAUCAGGGUCUAAUCUUUUGAUAACAGGUCCAAAUGGUAGCGGCAAAAGCUCACUUUUUCGAGUCUUGGGAGGCCUUUGGCCACUUGUUUCUGGCCAUAUUGUAAAACCUGGAAUUGGUUCUGAUCUGAAUAAGGAGAUCUUUUAUGUGCCUCAACGUCCAUAUACAGCUAUUGGAACACUACGUGACCAGAUUAUAUAUCCUUUGACUGCUGAUCAAGAGGUUGAACCGCUCACACGAAGUGGCAUGGCUGAACUUCUUAAAAAUGUUGAUCUUGAGUAUCUUCUGGAUCGCUAUCCUCCUGAAAAGGAGGUAAACUGGGGUGAAGAAUUAUCUCUGGGAGAGCAGCAAAGAUUGGGGAUGGCUAGACUUUUCUACCAUAAACCAAAGUUUGCCAUUCUGGAUGAAUGUACCAGUGCUGUGACAACCGAUAUGGAGGAACGCUUUUGUUCAAAAGUAAGAGCGAUGGGAACAUCAUGUAUCACUAUCUCCCACCGCCCUGCUUUGGUUGCAUUUCAUGAUGUCGUCUUGUCCCUGGAUGGUGAAGGAGGCUGGAGGGUUCACUACAAGAGGGCAGAGGCUCCCAGUCUCACAGACUCAGAGUUCAAUGAGGACCAGUAUAAUGAGACAGAUCGUCAAAGUGAUGCAAUGACUGUGCAGCGUGCAUUUGAAAAUGCAAAAAAGGGCACAGAAUUCUCCAAGUCAGAGGCCGAAUUGUAUUUCUCGGAGUUGAUAUUGGCAUCUCCAUCUGAAGCUGAUGAGUCCUCCUUGCAUGUGUUUCCACAUCUUAAGAAUGUUCCAAGGAUACUUCCAUUGAGAAUUGCUGCCAUGUCUAAAGUUCUGGUACCCAGACUGGUAGAUAAACAGGGGGCACAGUUCCUCGCGGUCGCUUUACUUGUGGUGUCUAGAACAUGGGUUGCUGAUCGCAUUGCCUCUUUAAAUGGAACAACUGUGAAAUUUGUCCUGGAGCAAGAUAAGGCGGCAUUCGUACGUUUGAUUGUUAUUAGUGUCCUUCAGAGUGCUGCUUCCUCCUUUAUUGCACCAUCUCUGAGGCACUUGACACAGACAUUGGCACUUGGAUGGAGGAUUCGUUUGACCAAGCACUUGUUGAAGAACUACUUAAGAAAUAAUGCAUAUUAUAAGGUAUUUAACAUGUCGGGUGUCAACUUGGAUGCGGAUCAGAGAUUAACUCAAGAUCUGGAGAAGCUAACCGGUGACUUGUCUAGUCUGGUAACUGGUAUGGUGAAGCCAACUGUUGACAUUCUGUGGUUCACAUGGAGAAUGAAACUGCUAACUGGACAGAGAGGAGUUGCUAUAUUAUAUGCUUACAUGUUAUUAGGUCUGGGUUUCCUGAGAUGUGUUACUCCUGACUUUGGUGACCUGGCAAGUCGAGAACAACAGCUUGAGGGAACUUUCAGGUUCAUGCAUGAAAGGUUGCGAACACAUGCUGAAUCUGUUGCUUUCUUUGGAGGUGGUGCUCGUGAAAAAGAGAUGGUUGAGGCAAGAUUUAAAGAACUUCUUCAUCACUCUUCUUUGCUUCUUAAGAAGAAAUGGUUGUUUGGCAUAAUAGAUGAGUUCAUCACAAAGCAGCUUCCUCACAAUGUUACUUGGGGAUUGAGCCUGUUGUAUGCAGUGGAGCACAAGGGCGAUCGGGCUUUGACUUCAACUCAAGGUGAACUCGCUCAUGCACUGCGAUUUUUAGCAUCUGUUGUGUCUCAAAGCUUUUUGGCUUUUGGUGACAUUCUUGAGCUCCACAAAAAAUUCAUCGAGCUUUCUGGUGGUAUCAAUAGACUUUUUGAGCUGGAAGAGUUUCUAGAUGCUGCUCAAUAUGAGGUACCUGAAGGUGUUUCUUCAUCGCCAUCCUCGGAGGAUGUAAUUUCUUUCUCUGAAGUGGACAUCAUUACACCGGGACAAAAAAACUUGGCUAGGAAGCUAACUUGUGAUAUAGUGAAGGGGAAAAGCCUUCUUGUAACUGGCCCUAAUGGAAGUGGAAAGAGUUCAAUCUUCAGAGUCCUUCGCGGUUUAUGGCCAGUUGUGAGUGGAAAACUUGUUAAACCAUGCCAGCCACUUAACUCAGAAUUGGGCAGUGGAAUCUUCUAUGUACCCCAACGACCAUAUACGUGCUUAGGAACCCUACGGGAUCAAAUUAUAUAUCCUCUCUCACAUGAAGUGGCUGAGAAAAGGGUACUGGCUUCUUUGCGAGAAGGUCUGAGACCGCAAGGGUCUGCUAACAUUUUGGAUUCUCAUCUGCAAACAAUUCUUGAGAAUGUUAAAUUAGUCUACCUUUUAGAAAGAGAAGGUGGCUGGGAUGCUAACCAGAACUGGGAAGACAUUUUAUCUCUUGGAGAACAACAACGAUUAGGAAUGGCACGCUUAUUUUUUCACAAGCCACGGUUUGGAAUCCUUGACGAAUGUACAAAUGCUACUAGUGUUGAUGUUGAAGAGCACCUUUAUAGGCUUGCUGAGGGUGCUGGCAUUACUGUUGUUACAUCCUCACAGCGCCCUGCUUUAAUACCUUUCCAUUCUCUGGAAUUACGGUUGAUUGAUGGUGAAGGCAAGUGGCAGCUCCGUUCAAUUAAGAUGGAGGAGCAGGAAGACGAACCAAAUGAAUUUACACAACAAUUGUGACUACGAUGAUGUAUUCCAAUGUUGUGAAAAUGUUCUCGGAUGGGUAUAGUGGCAAUAAUUAAUGAAUUAUGCAUGUAAUACAUUGCAGUUAGAUUGAGGCUAGGAAACUAUGCAGUUAGGGUAUACAAAUAUUUAAGUUGUUUCUUGUAAUAUUUCAUAGAGGAAAACAAGUUUGUGUAUAGCGCCUUUGUCCCAUGGUUGUAAAAGGUUUUAGGCUUAAUCUUUCCGGUCAGCCCCCCAUUAUAUAAAAAUGGGAGGUAGAACUGAGGCUGACAGAUUUACUGAUAUUAUCUUCGACAUUUUACAUUAUAUAUGAUGAUAUUCAUUAGCAGGCUCA
Lycium ferocissimum is the source of this 4900-nucleotide messenger RNA. RefSeq names its product ABC transporter D family member 1. The coding region runs from base 532 to 4563 and encodes 1343 amino acids. The record is from RefSeq and is a predicted model, not a curated record. Gene Ontology annotation, cellular component: peroxisomal membrane. The transcript has 27 exons. Gene Ontology annotation, molecular function: ATP hydrolysis activity; ABC-type transporter activity; long-chain fatty acid transmembrane transporter activity. Gene Ontology annotation, biological process: long-chain fatty acid import into peroxisome; peroxisome organization; fatty acid beta-oxidation. NCBI's taxonomy places the organism in Eukaryota, Viridiplantae, Streptophyta, Magnoliopsida, Solanales, Solanaceae.